Gordionus sp. m RMFG-2023 is the source of this 1185-nucleotide messenger RNA. RefSeq lists its product as uncharacterized. Gene Ontology annotation, cellular component: mitochondrion; mitochondrial inner membrane; MICOS complex. The record is from RefSeq and is a predicted model, not a curated record. Lineage: Eukaryota; Metazoa; Nematomorpha; Gordioida; Chordodea; Parachordodidae. The coding region runs from base 104 to 967 and encodes 287 amino acids. The transcript is spliced from 2 exons.
AUUUAAAAUUAAAAAUAUUUAAAAACUAUUUAUUUUCCUAGUGUUAUAUAAAUUUGAUCGAAAUAUUAUAUGAAGUUAAGUUUUAUAUAUUGAGAUAUUCACAAUGACUCAGGAUGACAAAAUUCAUAUAAAGACUAAAACUAUUUAUCCAGAAGACAGAUUAGCUCUUAAAUGGGAUCUAUGCUUAUCAGAUGCUUUAUUAAAAACUGCCACAGGAACUGGUAUGGGUAUAUUAUUUUCACUUGUUGCAUUUGGAAGGAGACCUUGGCCAGUAGCUCUUGGGUUUGGUUCAGGAUUGGGAAUGGCCAUAUCUAAUUGUAGGCAUGAACUAUCUAGGCAGAGAUUCAUAGCCUCAUUGGAUAAAAAUUCUCCAUAUUAUGGUACCAUGGAUGGUUAUUAUGAUGUAAAUCACAAUAGAUGGUGGGAUUUUGGAGGCUACAAAUUGAGGCAUGGUGGUGUGGAACGUAAAGACAGAAGAUAUUUAGAGGUUGUUGAGGAUGAAUAUGAUCCAAAUUACUAUAAAAAUUCAACAAAUAAGAUUAUUCAUAAGGGUGAAAAAAAAUUUGAUCAAUGGGGACAUGAAAUUAAGUCAGCUAUUGAUACAGUUGAGGACAAAUUUAUAUCUGCAGGCAAAAAAGUUGAAAGUGGCAUCAAAACUACAGGUCAUAAAAUUGAGAGUGGAAUAGAGAAGAUUGAGUAUGGAUUAAAGAAGGCUGGCCAUAAAAUAGAGGAUACUUUUCGAAGUGCUGGAGAUGCAAUAGAAGAUCAAUUUAAGGCAAAUGGAAGAAAAAUUGAUCAUGGGCUUAGUCAAACUGGAGAAAAAAUAGGGGAUGGCUUAAAAGCAACUGGUAAGAAAAUAGAUAAUAGUCUUAGAUCAGCAAAUUAUGUAGAAGGUGGGAUCAUAGAUGUUGCUCAAAAUGUUGAAUAUGCUGCACAGAAAGUUAGUGAAUCCUUAUCCAAUAAAUAAAUUUCUAUCAAAAUUGCUUGUUCAAAAAAUGUUUACAUUAAAUAAUUUGUUCAUUUUAAAAUAGUGCAAAAAAUUUGAAGAAUUUUAUCUUAUACAUAUUUCAUAUAUAUUAAUUUAUUUGGAAAUUAGUUUCACAAUUUAUUAUACUUGAUUAGAUAUGCCUUUUAAUUUAUUAGAAAAAUAGUGUUAAAUUUAAUAAUUUGUGUCCCAUACUUUAU